UCUUUAUUUAUAGUUUUAUUAACACACACAAAGAAAUCUAACUUUUAUUUUGAAAACUAAAGCCGGAAGUUAAAACCGGCUGUCCGUGAGCUUGACAGGAACAGCGGUUUAAGCUUGUUGCAUCUGCCUGCUCUCCUUCCCCUGCUCCUCUGGAACCACAUCGCCGCGCUGGCAGCGGUUCUGCUGUUCUUUGCUUCUCGAAUGGAUCCGACCAAACCUCUGGAGCUUCUCAUCUUCGUCUGCGCGGUGACCCGCAUCAGCUCCAACCCGCUGGUGGACAUCGUUGUGGAUCGGUACCACAUUCCCAGAGUUUGUCCUCGAGAGGUGCAAACAGAAGACUUCGUCCGGUAUCACUUCAACGGGACCUUUUAUGAGAACGGGAAGCAGUUUGACUCCAGUCAUGACCGAGGCAAAGCCUUCAUCAGCCAGGUGGGCCUGGGCCGACUCAUCACUGGGAUGGACCGGGGUCUUCUGGGCAUGUGUGUGAGCGAGCGCAGGAGGAUCACUGUCCCGCCUCACUUGGCCUAUGGCAGCAUUGGAGCAGGUGGCGUCAUCCCUCCUGACAGCGUGCUGGUGUACGACGUCCACCUGCUGGACAUAUGGAAUCCAGAAGACAAAGUGCAGAUCCGCACGCUCAGCAAGCCAGCAGGAUGCAGCCGUGGCGCCUCAGCAUCCGAUUUCGUCCGUUACCACUAUAACGGCUCCCUGCUGACGGAUGAGGCUUUUGACUCCAGAUACUCGAGUAACGAAACCUACGACACAUACCUAGGACAGGGCGAUCUCAUUAAAGGCCUUGAGGAGGGGCUUCUGGGAACAUGCGUGGGAGAAAGGCGGGUCAUUAUUGUGCCACCCUUCCUGGCUUAUGGAGAACAAGGCUACGGAGCAGAGAUCCCCCCUCAAGCCACACUGGUGUUUGAGGUCCUGAUGGUGGACCUGUUCAACCCCAAAGAUGACCUGACUGUGGAGGUGAUGGAGGUUCCUCAAGGCUGCACUCGCAGAACGGUGGUUGGAGAUUACGUGCGUUACCACUACAACGGCACCUUCCAGGAUGGGACCCUGUUCGAUUCCAGCUACCAGAGAAACGGCACCUACAACACCUACAUCGGGAUGGGUCACGUGAUCCAAGGCAUGGACAAAGCUCUGCAGGGUCUGUGCAUGGGAGAAAAAAGGCGCAUUGGAAUUCCUCCUCAUCUGGCCUACGGAGAGAAGGGAGUCGGCCUCAUUCCCGGCUCGGCUGUGCUCAUCUUCCACAUCCACGUCAUCGAUUUUCACAACCCCAAAGAUUCAGUCCAGAUCAGAAUUACCCACAAGCCUCGGGAUUGCAACGCCACCAGUGAGGCUGACGACUUGAUAAAGUAUCGCUACAACUGCUCCCUGAUGGACGGCACUCUUCUCUACUCCUCGGACCACUAUGACUCGCCUUCAGUCACAACUUUAGGAGCCAAUAAGGUCAUCGUCGGUCUGGAGGACGGUCUGAGGGGGAUGUGUGUGGGCGAGAGGAGGGAGGUGGUCGUUCCUCCCCACUGGGCACACGGGGAAAAUGGAGCUGGAGAUGUCCCCAGAAGUGCUGUGCUGCUGUUUGAACUGGAGCUGGUGGAGCUGCAGAAGGGGGUCCCUGAAGGAUACAUGUUUGUGUGGCUCGGAGACGGACCCGACCCCCUCUUUGAUGCCAUGGAUGUGAACGGGGACAAGGAGGUCCCUCUGGAAGAGUUCUCCGAAUUCAUCCAUCGUCAAGUCCAGGAGGAUAAAGGACGCCUGCGGCCGGGCAUGGAGGCCAGCAGCAUCAUAAAGGACAUGUUUGACAACCAGGAUCGGAAUAAAGAUGGAAAGAUUGUGGAAGAAGAGCUGAUGGUCAAAGAGGUGGAGGACCAGGUGGCACGAGACGAGUUGUGAAGGACUGCACUAUGUGAAGAUGCUGUUGCCCCGGCAACAACGGAGAAAGGUUUUCUGAAGUUAUUUAAGCGAUUCAGACGAAUCUAGAGGCAGAUACCAUUUGGACGUUGGAAGUCAGUGAUUAAAUUCUCACGGACCUAAAAAUCACCGAAAAUUAUUCAGAUUUAACUGAUGAUUUGAAUCAGUGCCUUUUUUUUUUAACAAUUAUCAAACGAAUAAAACAUUGAAGAUGGUAAAGAAAUAAUUAAAGAAAGUGUUUUAAAAUUUUUUUUAAUUUUCUAAAAGUUGGGUUUAUGUAACCCAAGUUGUAUAUCUUUGAUAUAAAAUAAACUUUUAUACUUUAA
This is a messenger RNA of Oryzias latipes (Japanese medaka), 2237 nucleotides long. It is a transcript of the gene fkbp10a, whose product is annotated as FKBP prolyl isomerase 10a. Lineage: Eukaryota; Metazoa; Chordata; Actinopteri; Beloniformes; Adrianichthyidae. Gene Ontology annotation, molecular function: calcium ion binding; peptidyl-prolyl cis-trans isomerase activity. The record is from RefSeq and is a predicted model, not a curated record. Gene Ontology annotation, cellular component: endoplasmic reticulum.